Mycosarcoma maydis (corn smut) is the source of this 2478-nucleotide messenger RNA. RefSeq lists its product as uncharacterized. The record is from RefSeq and is a predicted model, not a curated record. NCBI's taxonomy places the organism in Eukaryota, Fungi, Basidiomycota, Ustilaginomycetes, Ustilaginales. Bases 1 to 2478 code for a protein of 825 amino acids. The transcript has 2 exons.
AUGCACGUCUUCGUCGCCUUUAUGAUGGCGUACACUGCCGUCUCGAGCGACGAAGCGUCCUUCUUGCUCUCAUUCACCUUCUCGACUCUAGGUCCGCUCAUCAAGCAAGAUUCUACUCUCCCUUCCGGCUCGUUCGCCUCCGACACCCCUCGCAAGCUGAUAACCCCUUGUUCGCUGGCCAAGGGUCUCGACAUCACGGACACCUUCUUUAAGCACCUCGUCUGCGUCUCCUGUGGCAGAAUCCUCGACUGGGACGGCAAGAUUCCCGCUGGCGGCACGAUGAAGUGCAGACACUGUCCCGCUUACACCAUCUUCCAUAGGAAGCCGCAGCUGGUCUACACAAGAAGGACAGUCGAGAUGAUCAUUGCCUCGGUGCUUCAAGAUGGACGACUGGAAGCCGCUAUGGAGGAAUCAAGCCAUCAAGAUCUUAGAGAAGGCCGCAACAACAGAAAACAGUUCGGCCCAAUCUGGAGCGGCAACGCCUGGCGUCAAGACUGCACGUGUAUUAAGUGCAGCACGCCGUGUCGCGAGAGCCACACACCAUUCGUCGAGGACUCGACGCUCAACCUCAAGAUUACAAUUAACGUCAACUGGUUCCAGCCGUUCGAGGGCUCGCAUAACGACAAGUACUCCAUCGGAUUUAUCAUGCUCCGCAUCGACAACCUUCCGGAGAAGUUCAACACGCCAGACCUAGAAUGCCGGGGCAUACAUCUUGUUUCGCUCCUUCCUGGCUCCGUCUCGCCUCACUCGAAAGCCUUCUCUGUGUUCCUCGAGGGGGCACUGAGGCUCAUCACGGAGGAGAUACAGCAGCUAGACGAGAAAGGGGUCAAGAUCGCUACCGCUUUGCAUCCAAAGGGCAGCAACGUGCGAGCGCGCCUGAACAUGAUCGUGGCGAACAGCCCAGUGGGCGCCAAGACGGUGGACGUGCACGGCAACCGGCGCACACGUUCCAUCUGCACAUACUGUCCGACGCCCACCGACCAGUUCGGCACGCGGGAGCUGUGGAAAGACGAGCCGUCAGAGUCGUGGCCAUCGCAAACUCCCGCUCAAGCAAAGGCCAUGGCCAGCAACACGGUGAGUCAGAGGCUGCGGUACUUUAGCAGGAAGAUCAAUAGUCCGCCUGAUCCAAUGCACACUGUGUAUGUUGGGAUUUGCGGCCGUUGCUUCUGGCACCUCUUUCUCAUCGAGGGCUGUGACAACCUCGGCAAGAAGCUCAACGAGGCUCAAAAUGUCAUGGCCCGCGCUAUCCUUCCAAGCAGCAUCAAGCGCCCUGACAUAUGGACAGGUCUUGCUUCAGGAGGCACCCCAUCCGCCGAAGAAUGCGUCACACUCUUUCGCUGCCUUCUGCCGUUCGUUAUGCUCCAGCUUUCGCGUAAGACGCUUCGCCAAGACGAGGACGAGCACAUCAACUUUGAGCCAAAGGGACUCACGAAGGAAAGCGAGCUCAAGCCAGGGCGCAAGUCGGUCAAGGCCAUCUUUGAACUUGGUCUGCUUCUUUGUUGCAUCGUCGACAUGCUCGAGUCGGAGUUCAGCGAGGAUGAUGUGCAGCGCUUGCACAAGUACAUCGUUGGCUACAACAGCAAGGCAGCAAGCUUGCUUGGCAAAGGCUGGAUCGUCUUGAGCAAUCACAUGGCAGAGCAUAUUCCCGACGCCAUCCGCGCCUUUGGAGCUCCGAAGAACUUCUCGAGUCUUCGCUUUGAGCGACAGAACCAAGUCUUGAGCAAGAUCAAGACUUCAGGCUACAAACGCGGUCAGAUCGAGCUCACGAUGAUGCGAAAAGUCGUCAGUCGCUCGGAUCUUCAGCAUCUUCUCAGUCAGUCCAACGACACCUUGUUUCGGGAGACAAUACUCGGCUAUAUCAAGAGCCGAAACGAGUGGCAAGAACUGCCGCCCUCGACUCGGCUCACCAAGACCACCAUGGAGGACGACACUUAUGGCCUCCUUCGUACAUACCUCAACGGACCAGGUAAAUGCUUUCCGGGCCGCUUUGUCGAGCCUCACGAUGUCUCUGCCUCCUCGAGUGAUGUCGUCCUGCAAAAGGAUGCUAUCUUCCUGCGCUCGGUCACUCAGAAUGUGUACGCGACCGAGCUUCGUUUUUCAGGCUACGCGGCGGAAGGAAGGAAGAACAAGGGCAACUGCUUUGGUAUGGUCAAAUUGGAGGAUCAGUCGGUCCAGGCAGUAAAGAUAUUGUGGCUCUUUGAACAGACAUUGCAAUUCAACGGACCUGGAACAGCGGCGGUCUCAGAGAGGUUUAUGCACGUCCGCAAGCUCAAGAUGCUCUCGAGGCACGAAGCGUUCGGCUAUCAAGUGGCUUGUGGCGAAUUGUUGGACGAGAUGAACAUCCAUUUCGCUAGUUUGCACGAGUACUGCGAAGACAUGGUUGUCCCAGUCGGCGCUAUGGUUUCUCAGCUCGUCUUGGUUCCAAUUCUCACGCAUGGUCAGCAGCACACACAGAUUUAUGGUCUCAAACAGCUCUAA